AUGCUGAGUUUCCUGAAGUCUUACACAGAGAUGGAAGUCAUCAUGGCGGCAGCAGGCGGCUCGAUGCUGAGUUUCCUGAAGUCUUACACAGAGAUGGAAGUCAUCAUGGCGGCAGCAGGCGGUUCGAUGCUGAGUUUCCUGAAGUCCCACACAGAGAUGGAAGUCAUCAUGUCGGGAGGACCGGGCGAGGAAAAGGGCGGAUGGCGAGAAGAAGCGAGGUGCAAACCCGAAACCGACUGAGAAAUGCAAGCAGAGUACUUUCUCCUUUGAGUCAAGUACAGGAGAGAAAAAUGCAUGUUACGCACCUGAAGACAGAUAAUGAACUUGAAAUUGAUCCUGACAAAAGUGAGGAGAAAGAACCUGCGUCAUCAGGUGAGGUGACGGCUUCCGGGCCUCAACCCAAUGAUCAGGAAAAUGCCAGAGAUGAUUCUGGCCCAGUGGGAGUACGAUUCGUGGAGAAAGUGGAUCCAUGCCUUUUGGCCGAUCCAUUGUGGUAUCAGGCUGGGUAAAGGAGUUGGGUUCUGUCAAUUUGGUCAGAGUUUCCAGAGGUGGAGCGCCCUCUCCCUGGUCAGAGGGAGAGGGCGCGGCACCUUUCAAGUCUCGGGACGAAAGUGGUCCCCUGCUUUGCUCUCUGGAGCAGAGCGCCACUGAAAGGAGUGAUAACUGGGGUGGGGUUAAGGUGGAUCAACUGAAGUUGGGGAUUCCCGGUGUCUGUGAUACACGCCGUUUGGUGCCACGCAGACCCGAGCCUGAAGAGACCCUGUCUGUCCUUAGAGUGUUUGUGGGAUAAUGUCAUGCUAGCGUAAAUAAGCUAUCCCAUGAGAGCUUUUGUUCCGAACCCACUACGGUGUUUCAGGUGCCAAGUUUAUUUGUUAUGUUGCAGCAGUAUGUAGGAGGGAUAUUCCGAGGUGUGAGAAGUGUGCAGGAGGGCAUGAAGACAAAAGAGUGUGUAGUUUCUGGGGGAAAAGUGGAGUGUUUCAAUUGUGGGGGUGGCCAUGUUGCUGGGGAUCAGAAAUGUCCUGUGCGAGUGAGACAGGUUGAAGUUUCCAGGGUGAGAGCAGUGCAGGAAGUGCAGAGGCAAUGAGGAAAGUAGAGAAUGUUGGGUAAAGGGUGAGGGAGCCAGAGAGGAUCCCUGUCAGUAGUAUGCCAGUACAGAGUGACCUGAACAGUUUGUGCUUUAGUAAGGUUGGCUUCUAGGCGUUCGUACCGCACAGAUGGAAAGGAAAUCCCAGAAGAUUGAAUUGGUAAGAGCAGCAGCAGAGACAUUUUGGGGUAUCAGAGAUUUUAGUGCAGAAGAACUACAGGGGGUUUUGAGAGAAGGGGUUCCAGCCUCCCAGGCCAACGACCUGAAUUCUUCGGGGUAUGGAUUCUACAAGGGGUCGGAAACGUUUGCUGCUCAGUUGGUAUCAAGGGACCUAAUGUGUGCCAGGAAAACAUUCCCCACACCAUUACACCACCGCCACCAGCCUUUACCGUUAACACCAGGCAGGAUGGGGCCAUUGACUGAUGCUGCUUAUGCAAAGUCCUGAAUCUGCAUGACGCAAUAGGAACUGGGAUUCGUCAGACCAGGCAAUGUUUUUCCACUCCUCAAUUGUCCAGUGUUGGUGAUCUCAUGCCCACUGGAGCCGCUUCUUCUUGUUUUUAGCUGAUAGGAGUGGAACCCAGUGUGGUUGUCUGCUGCAGUAGCCCAUCCGUGACAAGGACCGAUGAGUUGCGCGUUACGAGAUGCCGUUCCGCAAACCACUGUUGUACUGUGCCGUUAUUUGUCUGUUUGUUGCCCGUCUGUUAGCUUGCACCAUUCUUGUCAUCUCCUUCGACCUCUCUCCUCCAACGAUAUGUUUUCACCCACACGACUGCUGUUGACUGGAUGUUUGUCGCAUCAUUCUCUGUAAAUCAUAGACAGAGAAAAACCCAGAAGGAUUACCGUUUCUGAGAUGCUGGAUCCGGUGCGCCUGGUACCGACGACCAUACCACGCUGAAAGUCGCUUAGGUCACUCGUUUUGCCCAUUCUAGCGUCCAUCGAACAGUAACUGAAUGCAGCGAUGCCUGUCUGCCUGCUUUAUAUAACAAGCCACGGACACGUGACUCUGUCUGUAGGAGCAAACUAUUUUCAUGAACAGGGUGGAACACUAUAUGAGGGUGUAUAUCAGUGGAACACCGCAAUAGCUAUAUACAGGGAGUACCAGUACCAUAUCAAUGUGUAGGGGUAACAGCUAUAUACAGGGAGAACCAGUACCAGAUCAAUGUGUAGGGGCAAUAGUUAUAUACAGGGAGUACCAGUACCAGAUCAAAUCAAAUCAAAUGUUAUUGGCCACAUGCGCCGAAUACAACACGGCUAGGGAUGCCGUCUGGGCCGGCAGCCUUGCGGGGGUUAACAUGCUUAAAUGUCUUAAUCACGUCGGCCAUGGAGAAGGAGAGGCCACAGUCCUUGGUAGUGGGCCUCGUCUGUGGCAAUGUGUUAUCCUCAAAGCGGUCGAAGAAGGUGUUUAGAUUGUCUGGAAGCGAGACAUCGGUAUUGGCGACGUGGCUGGUUUUCCUAAUAGUUAUAUACAGGGAGUACCAGUACCAGAUCAAUGUGUAGGGGUAACAGUUAUAUACAGGGAGUACCAGUACCAGAUCAAUGUGUAGGGGUAAUAGUUAUAUACAGGGAGUACCAGUACCAGAUCAAUGUGUAGGGGUAAUAGUUAUAUACAGGGAGAACCAGUACCAGAUCAAUGUGUAGGGGUAAUAGUUAUAUACAGGGAGUACCAGUACCAGAUCAAUGUGUAGGGGUAAUAGUUAUAUACAGGGAGUACCAGUACCAGAUCAAUGUGUAGGGGUAAUAGUUAUAUACAGGGAGAACCAGUACCAGAUCAAUGUGUAGGGGUAACAGUUAUAUACAGGGAGUACCAGUACCAGAUCAAUGUGUAGGGGUAAUAGUUAUAUACAGGGAGUACCAGUACCAGAUCAAUGUGUAGGGGUAAUAGUUAUAUACAGGGAGUACCAGUACCAGAUCAAUGUGUAGGGGUAAUAGUUAUAUACAGGGAGUACCAGUACCAGAUCAAUGUGUAGGGGUAAUAGUUAUAUACAGGGAGUACCAGUACCAGAUCAAUGUGUAGGGGUAAUAGUUAUAUACAGGGAGUACCAGUACCAGAUCAAUGUGUAGGGGUAAUAGUUAUAUACAGGGAGUACCAGUACCAGAUCAAUGUGUAGGGGUAAUAGUUAUAUACAGGGAGUACCAGUACCAGUACUAGAUGGCGGUGCAAUUUCCUUUUUCCCUAUUUAUUUAUUUUUACAAAUGUCCAAUGCACUUUCCAAACUGUGAAAGGCAGCAAUACGCAACAACGCAUCUAGUCUGCAGGAAAACCACACGAAGAAGAAGAAGAAGAAGAAGAAGAAGAAGAAGAAGAAGAAGAAGAAGAAGAAGAAGAAGAAGAAGAAGAAGAAGAAGAAGAAGAAGAAGAAGAAGAAGAAGACAUGUUUUGUACUGACUAGGGUCAGUGACAGUGUCUUGUGAAAGAGUCACAUAUGGCCUUGUUUCAGUUGAGUACAGUUGACUAAAUCAGUCAGUGGUUCCCAAUUCUCUCCUCAGAGACCCUCAGCUGUUCCAGAAGUAGCUCACUUGAUUGAUCUUAACUCCUAACCCUAACCCCUAGCCUAGCUAACAUUAACCACCUAGCUAAUAUUAGCAUUAGCACCUAGCUAACAUUAGCCCCAUCAAAUUGUAAUUCGUAACAUAUCAUACGAAAUGGAUGAUGGACAUCCACAAAUGAAUAUAUACCAUGCUAAACUAAACAUAUCGUAUUAUGUUACGUCUACCCCUGAGUCCAGGUUGCAGCUAUCUCAAGUUUAGUAGACUACAAUAUCUCACACAGGGAUGUUCUUGACUGAAUCAAAGGGAAUGAGGUGGAAGGAACCAUAGAUAUAGAACCCAUUAUAUUGAACCAUAGAUAAAGAACCCAUAUAUUGAACCAUAGAUAUAGAACCCAUAUAUUGAACCAUAGAUAAAGAACCCAUAUAUUGAACCAUAGAUAUAGAACCCAUAUAUUGAACCAUAGAUAUAGAACCCAUAUAUUGAAACAUAGAUAUAGAACCCUUAUAUUGAAACAUAGAUAUAGAACCCAUAUAUUGAACCAUAGAUAUAGAACCCAUAUAUUGAAACAUAGAUAUAGAACCCAUAUAUUGAAACAUAGAUAUAGAACCCAUAUAUUGAAACAUAGAUAUAGAACCCAUAUAUUGAAACAUAGAUAUAGAACCCAUAUAUUGAAACAUAGAUAUAGAACCCAUAUAUUGAAACAUAGAUAUAGAACCCAUAUAUUGAAACAUAGAUAUAGAAACCCAUUAUAUUGAAACAUAGAUAUAGAACCCAUAUAUUGAAACAUAGAUAUAGAACCCAUAUAUUGAAACAUAGAUAUAGAACCCAUAUAUUGAAACAUAGAUAUAGAACCCAUAUAUUGAAACAUAGAUUUAGAACCCAUAUAUUGAAACAUAGAUAUAGAACCCAUAUAUUGAAACAUAGAUAUAGAACACAUAUAUUGAAACAUAGAUAUAUAACCCUUAUAUUGAAACAUAGAUAUAGAACCCUUAUAUUGAAACAUAGAUAUAGAACCCAUAUAUUGAACCAUAGAUAUAGAACCCAUAUAUUGAAACAUAGAUAUAGAACCCAUAUAUUGAAACAUAGAUAUAUAACACAUAUAUUGAAACAUAGAUAUAGAACCCAUAUAUUGAACCAUAGAUAUAGAACCCAUAUAUUGAAACAUAGAUAUAGAACCCUUAUAUUGAAACAUAGAUAUAGAACCCAUAUAUUGAAACAUAGAUAUAGAACUGAUGUGGUCUGUGGAAGGAACAGUCACGGUAUUACAUAGGCCUGACUCCCUGACAACAUACAACUAUGGAACAGUUUACAUAAUUAACCAGCUGGUACUGUAAGUUUAUCCAAGUUUUGUCUUAUGUAUUCAACUGUUGUCUCAGCUAUCCUGGAAUGAUAGCUUUGUAAUGAACCCAUAUAUUCCUGAGUGGCGCAGUGGUCUAAGGCACUGCAUCGCAGUGCUAACUGUGCCACUAGAGAUCCUGGUUUGAAUCCAGGCUCUGUCGCAGCCGGCCGCGACCGGGAGACUAAUGGGCGGCGCACAAUUGCUCCAGGGUAGGGGAGGGAAUGGCCGGCAGGGAUGUAGCUCAGUUGAUAGAGCAUGGCGUUUGCAACGCCAGGGUUGUGGGUUCGUUUCCCACGGGGGGCCAGUAUAAAAAAUAAAUAAAAAUAUAUAAAAAUAUAUAAAAUAUGUACUCACUAACUGUAAGUCGCUCUGGAUAAGAGCGUCUGCUAAAAUGACUAAAAUGUAAAUGUCAAUAUAAUGAAGCCUAAACUGUUAACAAGUAAAAACAUUGGAGGAUGUGUGUAGAGCCGAAGCUCACUUCUCAUGUGAAGGAGAUCAUCUCUCCAAUCUGCAUUUCCAGUUGCUUAGUAACCAACCCUGUUGAUGUAGAAAUGGCAGUUAUGUUGUAAUCCUGUCACGAGAAUUUUGUUAUCUCAAUGGUUGAAGUCAACUACUUCUUAAAUCUUUGAAUAAUUCCCAGAGGUGUACAUUUCUAGUUUGAAUAAUGAAUUAAACAAAGACCCCUUUCUGCAAUGGUCAGCCUUUAUUCAUGAGAGCGCUCUGCCACAAAAUGGACGUACAAUCUUUUUAUACACACACGUCAGAGGAAAAAUCCCACCCCGCUUUAGGCUGUAUUUUUCCACUUGUAAGCUCACACCUGGGUUUAGCUCAUGUGGUUAUCCUCUGCUCUCCUGACCAUCAGGUCACACACACACACACACACACACACACACACACACACACACACACACACACACACACACACACACACACAACACACACACACACACACACACACACACACACACACACACACACACACACACACACACACACACACACACACACACACACAUACACAUACAUACACACACACACACACACACACACACACACACACACACACACACACACAUGUUCUUAUCAUAGUCUACUCCUUGCUCGGGCAGGCUGCAUUUUCUCUCUAUUCCCAUACAUAGUUAUCGCUGUUCUCACAAUAUCCUGCAAGCCUUUCACUCCCCUUCCCUGUGUGGGGACAUCUGUCUCCUGUUAUUGGUUUCAAUCGUUUUGCACUUCUGCUUGCCUAAUUACAAGACACACAUACUCUGUUGCUGGGCAAAUAUGCAUCUUAUGUAAACACAUUUGAUUAACUCUCUAAGCUCUAGUCUACUAAUUAGUCAUACAUUAUUAGUUUAACUGAGGCUGUGACAUUUUAGUCAUAUCUUACUCACACAUUUCUUUAUCAAAUCCUGAUAGUAAAUAGAGAUGUUUCUUUCACCUUUUCAGUCCAUUAUCCACUGUAAUUACAUACAUUUGCUUUUUAUUUUCUUAUUAAAGGUGAAAUGCCCCUGCACAUGAAAUUAACUACUUUUCAACGUAAUUGAAACUAAAAGGUCAACGUAACUAAAAGGUCACAGAGACCUGCUAUCAAAAUAGAAUGUAAACCCAUAUUUAACUUUGCUCAUUGAUGCACUUUACUUAUGCUAAUGUGACAUGUCAAUGUCCCUUAAAGUAGCAGAUUCUUAGCUUUUUUUGUAUGAUAGGCUAUCUAUUAACCUAACAUAUGGAAAUAUUGUAAGAUAAUAUUAACAUAGACCAUCAAGCUAUUUGAUUUUGUAGGUAUAAAAAUGGGUUUUACAAAUUAUUUGAUGAAACAUUGAAUUUGGCCUUAGAAUAUCUCACAAAUACAUCAAAACUAUGAAAAUAACACAUAUGGAAUCAUGUAGUAACCCAAAAAGUGUUAAACAAAUCAAAAUAUAUUUUAGAUUCUUCAAAGUAGCCACCCUUUGCCUUGAUGACAGCUUUGCACACUCUUGGCAUUCCAUAUUUACAUUUACAUUUUAGUCAUUUAGCAGACGCUCUUAUCCAGAGCGACUUACAGUUAGUGAGUGCAUCAAUUUUUCAUACUGCCCCCCCGUGGGAAAAGAACCCACAACCCUGGCGUUGCAAGCGCCAUGCUCUACCAACUGAGCUACAGGGGGUAUGUGUUAUUUCAUAGUUUUACUGUCUUCACUAUUAUUCUACAAUGUAGAAAAUAGUAAAAAUAAAGAAAAACCCUGGAAUGAGUAGUUCUGUCCAAACGUUUGAAUGGUAUUAUACAUGUACUGUAGGAUAGUUCAGGAAAUCACCAGGGCCGAUCACAAUGCAAUAAUUGUGUAUAAUCUUCUAUGUAGAAAAAACCCUCAUUCACUUCCAUUAAUUUUACUGCACAGUUUUCUUUGCGCAGUUGGGACGUGGCCAACCUUCUAAUGAGUCCUGCGCGGCAAAACAGAUGACACGUUCGUGUUCGUGAGAUUCUAAGCUUUUCAAAAUGGGGUCAUAAUAGUUCUAACUUUACAGAUGUUUUUGUGAGAGAAACCGCUCGGAACAUCCUCCCUCAUCUCACAAACACCACACUAGGUCAACCCCCAUCUACCAGUCUAGGUCAGCCCCCAUCUACCAGUCUAGGUCAGCCCCCAUCCACCACACUAGGUCAGCCCCCAUCUACCAGUCUAGGUCAGCCCCCAUCUACCAGUCUAGGUCAGCCCCCAUCCACCACACUAGGUCAGCCCCCAUCUACCAGUCUAGGUCAGCCCCCAUCUACCAGUCUAGGUCAGCCCCCAUCCACCACACUAGGUCAGCCCCCAUCUACCAGUCUAGGUCAACCCCCAUCUACCAGUCUAGGUCAGCCACCAUCCACCACACUAGGUCAGCCCCCAUCUACCAGUCUAGGUCAGCCCCCAUCUACCAGUCUAGGUCAGCCCCCAUCCACCACACUAGGUCAGCCCCCAUCUACCAGUCUAGGUCAGCCCCCAUCUACCAGUCUAGGUCAGCCCCCAUCCACCACACUAGGUCAGCCCCCAUCUACCAGUCUAGGUCAGCCUCCAUCUACCAGUCUAGGUCAGCCCCCAUCUACCAGUCUAGGUCAGCCCCCAUCUACCAGUCUAGGUCAGCCCCCAUCCACCACACUAGGUCAGCCCCCAUCUACCAGUCUAGGUCAGCCCCCAUCUACCAGUCUAGGUCAGCCCCCAUCUACCAGUCUAGGUCAGCCCCCCAUCUACCAGUCUAGGUCAGCCCCCAUCUACCAGUCUAGGUCAGCCCCCAUCUACCAGUCUAGGUCAGCCCCCAUCUACCAGUCUAGGUCAGCCCCCAUCUACCAGUCUAGGUCAGCCCCCAUCUACCAGUCUAGGUCAGCCCCCAUCUACCAGUCUAGGUCAGCCCCCAUCCACCAGUCUAGGUCAGCCCCCAUCUACCAGUCUAGGUCAGCCCCCAUCUACCAGUCUAGGUCAGCCCCCAUCUACCAGUCUAGGUCAGCCCCCAUCUACCAGUCUAGGUCAGCCCCCAUCUACCAGUCUAGGUCAGCCCCAUCUACCAGUCUAGGUCAGCCCCCAUCUACCAGUCUAGGUCAGCCCCCAUCUAACCAGUCUAGGUCAGCCCCCAUCUCCACAGCUAGGUCAGCCCCCAUCUACCAGUCUAGGUCAGCCCCCAUCUACCAGUCUAGGUCAGCCCCCAUCUACCAGUCUAGGUCAGCCCCCAUCCACCACACUAGGUCAGCCCCCCAUCUACCAGUCUAGGUCAAGCCCCCAUCUACCAGUCUAGGUCAGCCCCCAUCCACCCACUAGGUCAGCCCCCAUCUACCGUCUAGGUCAGCCCCCAUCUACCAGUCUAGGUCAGCCCCCAUCUACCAGUCUAGGUCAGCCCCCAUCCACCAGUCUAGGUCAGCCCCCAUCCACCAGUCUAGGUCAGCCCCCAUCUACCAGUCUAGGUCAGCCCCCAUCCACCACACUAGGUCAGCCCCCCAUCUACCAGUCUAGGUCAGCCCCCCAUCUACCAGUCUAGGUCAGCCCCCAUCUACCAGUCUAGGUCAGCCCCCAUCUACCAGUCUAGGUCAGCCCCCAACUACCAGUCUAGGUCAGCCCCAUCUACCAGUCUAGGUCAGCCCCCAUCUACCAGUCUAGGUCAGCCCCCCAUCUACCAGUCUAGGUCAGCCCCCAUCUACCAGUCUAGGUCAGCCCCCAUCUACCAGUCUAGGUCAGCCCCCAUCUACCAGUCUAGGUCAGCCCCCAUCUACCAGUCUAGGUCAGCCCCCAUCUACCAGUCUAGGUCAGCCCCCUCUACCAGUCUAGGUCAGCCCCCAUCUACCAGUCUAGGUCAGCCCCCAUCUACCAGUCUAGGUCAGCCCCCAUCUACCAGUCUAGGUCAGCCCCCAUCUACCAGUCUAGGUCAGCCCCCAUCCACCACACUAGGUCAGCCCCCAUCUACCAGUCUAGGUCAGCCCCCAUCUACCAGUCUAGGUCAGCCCCCAUCUACCAGUCUAGGUCAGCCCCCAUCCACCACACUAGGUCAGCCCCCAUCUACCAGUCUAGGUCAGCCCCCAUCUACCAGUCUAGGUCAGCCCCCAUCCACCACACUAGGUCAGCCCCCAUCUACCAGUCUAGGUCAGCCCCCAUCUACCAGUCUAGGUCAGCCCCCAUCUACCAGUCUAGGUCAGCCCCCAUCUACCAGUCUAGGUCAGCCCCCAUCUACCAGUCUAGGUCAGCCCCCAUCCACCAGUCUAGGUCAGCCCCCAUCCACCAGUCUAGGUCAGCCCCCAUCUACCAGUCUAGGUCAGCCCCCAUCCCCACAUAGGUCAGCCCCCAUCUACCAGUCUAGGUCAGCCCCCAUCUACCAGUCUAGGUCAGCCCCCAUCUACCAGUCUAGGUCAGCCCCCAUCUACCAGUCUAGGUCAGCCCCCAACUACCAGUCUAGGUCAGCCCCCAUCUACCAGUCUAGGUCAGGCCCCCAUCUACCAGUUAGGUCAGCCCCCAUCUACCAGUCUAGGUCAGCCCCCCCAUCUACCAUUCUAGGUCAGCCCCCAUCUACCAGUCUAGGUCAGCCCCCAUCUACCAGUCUAGGUCAGCCCCCAAUCUACCAGUCUAGGUCAGCCCCCAUCUACCAGUCUAUAGGUCAGGCCCCCCUCUACCAGUCUAGGUCAGCCCCCAUCUACCAGUCUAGGUCAGCCCCCCAUCUACCAGUCUAGGUCAGCCCCAUCUACCAGUCUAGGUUCAGCCCCCAUCUACCAGUCUAGGUCAGCCCCCAUUCUACCAGUCUAGGUCAGCCCCCCAUCUACCAGUCUAGGUCAGCCCCCAUCUACCAGUCUAGGUCAGCCCCCAUCUACCAGUCUAGGUCAGCCCCCAUCUCACCAGUCUAGGUCAGCCCCCAUCUACCAGUCUAGGUCAGCCCCCAUCACCAGUCUAGGUCAGCCCCCCAUCCACCACACUAGGUCAGGCCCCCCAUCUACCAGUCUAGGUCAGCCCCCAUCUACCAGUCUAGGUCAGCCCCCAUCUACCAGUCUAGGUCAGCCCCCAUCUACCAGUCUAGGUCAGCCCCCAUCACACCCACAACUAGGUCAAGGCCCCAUCCACCAGUCUAGGUCAGCCCCCCAAUCUACCAGUCUAGGUCAGCCCCCAUCUACCAGUCUAGGUCAAGCCCCCAUCUACCAGUCUAGGUCAGCCCCCAUCUACCUGUAUAUGGUCAGCCCCCAUUACCAGUCUAGGUCAGCCCCAUCUACCAGUCUAGGUCAGCACCCAUCUACCAGUCUAGGUCCGCCCACCAUCACCAGUCUAGGUCAGCCCCCCAUACUACCAGUCUAGGUCAGCCCCCAUACUACCAGUCUAGGUCAGCCCCCCAUCUACCAGUCUAGGUCAGCCCCCAUCUAACCAGUCUAGGUCAGCCCCCCAUCCACCACACUAGGUAGCCCCCAUCCACUCAGUCUAGGUCAGCCCCCAUCUACCAGUCUAGGUCAGCCCCCAUCUACCAGUCUAGGUCAGCCCCCAUCUACCAUGUCUAGUCAGCCCCCAUCUACCAGUCUAGGUCAGCCCCCAUCUACCAGUCUAGGUCAGCCCCCAUCUACCAGUCUAGGUCAGCCCCCAUCCACCAGUCUAGGUCAGCCCCCAUCUACCAGUCUAGUCAGCCCCCAUCUACCAGUCUAGGUCAGCCCCCAUCUACCAGUCUAGGUCAGCCCCCCCAUCUAGACCCAGUCUAGGUCAGCCCCCAUCUACCAGUCUAGGUCAGCCCCCAUCUACCAGUCUAGGUCAGCCCCCAUCUACCAGUCUAGGUCAGCCCCCAUCUACCUGUCUAUGUCAGCCCCCAUCUACCAGUCUAGGUCAGCCCCCAUCUACCAGUCUAGGUCAGCCCCCAUCUACCAGUCUAGGUCAGCCCCCAUCUACCAGUCUAGGUCAGCCCCUUCUCAGGUACCCCCAUCUACCAGUCUAGGUCAGCCCCCAUCUACCAGUCUAGGUCAGCCCCCAUCUACCAGUCUAGGUCAGCCCCCAUCUACCAGUCUAGGUCAGCCCCCAUCUACCUGUCUAUGUCAGCCCCCAUCUACCAGUCUAGGUCCAGCCCCCAUCUACCAGUCCUAGGUCAGCCCCCAUCUUACCAGUCUAGGUCAGGCCCCCAUCCACCAGUCUAGGGUCAGCCCCCAAUCUACCAGUCUAGGUCAGCCCCCAUCUACCAGUCUAGGUCAGCCCCCAUCUACCUGUCUAGUCAGCCCCCAUCUACCAGUCUAGGUCAGCCCCCAUCUACCAGUCUAGGUCAGCCCCCAUCUACCAGUCUAGGUCAGCCCCCCAUCUACCAGUCUAGGUCAGCCCCCAUCUACCAGUCUAGGUCAGUCCCCAUCUACCAGUCUAGGUCAGCCCCCAUCUACCAGUCUAGGUCAGCCCCCAUCUACCAGUCUAGGUCAGCCCCCAUCUACCAGUCUAGGUUCAGCCCCCAUCUACCAGUCUAGGUCCGCCCCCCAUCUACCAGUCUAGGUCAGCCCCCCCAGGUCUAGGUCAGCCCCCAUCUACCAGUCUAGGUCAGCCCCCCAUCUACCAGUCUAGGUCAGCCCCCCCAUCUACCAGUCUGGUAGCCCCAUCUACCAGUCUAGGUCAGCCCCCAUCUACCCAGUCUAGGUCAGCCCCCAUCUACCAGUCUAGGUCAGCCCCCAUCUACCAGUCUAGGUCAGCCCCCCAUCUACCAGUCUAGGUCAGCCCCCCAUCUACCCAGUCUAGGCAGCCCCCCAUCCACCAGUCUAGGUCAGCCCCCAUCUACCAGUUAGGUCAGCCCCCAUCACCAGUCUAGGUCAGCCCCCCAUCUACCAGUCUAGGUCAAGCCCCCAUAUCUACCAGUCUAGGUCAGCCCCCCAUCUACCAGUCUAGGUCAGCCCCCAUCUACCAGUCUAGGUCAGCCCCCAUCUACCAGUCUAGGUCAGCCCCCAUCUACCCCAUAUGGAGGCUAUCAGCGGAUUCAGUGAAUUCAGUGGAUUCAGUGGAUUGAGACGAAUCCAAUGCAAUUACCCAGAAGUCUCAAACACACAGCUCUAGGGGGAUCAUGACACUUCUAGAAUACCUGAGAUUGUUUACAUUGCAGUAGAGGUUUGAUUGAAUCAUUCUGAAUAACUCUGUUGAUGUUUUUUUAUAGCACAAUGACUUUUAUAGAGAUUGUUGUCGAGAUUUGAUUGAAUGCUAUCUUGAUGUAUCAUUAUUAUAUCAUAAUGAGACUUCGAGCGACUUCUCAGGAUUUCAUUGUGACUGCGGUAGCUCCUAAGAGAAGGAUACAGUGACAGAGCCAACCUAAUUAUACUGUAUGUCUCUCCAUUAAUAUCGGAAUCCUCUUAUCGGAAUGAUUUCCUUUGACAAGAUAGCAGAGUGAAAUAGAGGCAGAACGCACCUUUUAAUGAACCAUUUGUGAUGGUGUGAUAGAUCAGAUCUGAAGGGACAGACUCUCUCCUCGGAGUCUGUCUGCCAAAUGUAUCUCUUUCUCUCCCCAUCACUCACUUUCUCUCUCUCUCUCUCGCUCUCUCUCUCCUCUCUCUCGCUCUCUCUCUCUCCCCUCUCUCUCGCUCCUCUCUCUCUCCUCCCUCACUCUCUCUCUCUGCUCUCUCUCUUCUUUCUCUCUCUCUCUCUCUCUCCAUGCGUGUCAUCUGAGCUGAUGGUUUUGGCUCUGUCACCCUCUCUGCUUAGUUCAGGCAGACAGCCGAGUGCGAGCCAAAGACACAAAUGAAAUAAAAGCUGUUAUGUCUCAAAGGCUCUUGUGACACUAAAGAGUAAUUUGAGAUAAAUGUUGUAUUGUGAAUUUGGAUAUUGGAGUUAAGUGUGAAUGAGAGAUUUUCUCUCUCUCUGUCAGGGUCUCUGUCAAUUUCUUUGACUCUUUUCUUCCUUCCUCUCCUCCUGUUUUUGCUUAAUCCGGCAAGAGUGAAAUGGGGGAGUUGAAUUGAAAGAGUGAGGCGGAGUCUAUUGGUGAAACAGCUAGACAUUGGAUUUACUCAAAGUGUGCACCUGGUGUUUUUUAACACAUAGAGUGGAAGAUAAAACGGUAUGGUUCUCUUCAUAGAAGACCAUGAAGAGUAAAUAAAAAUGGUUUCACAUUGUUGUCUUUUAUUCUCCCCGUGGAAAACAGCAGGUGCACACACUGAGUGAAUCUGGCUUGUGUUCUUAUCUCUGUCUAAUAAGUUGAUACAGUAACAAAGACAGUGUGAUUGUGUGGUUGGGUUGGACAGAAACAGUAAAAAUAAUAAUUAAGAAUCUUAAUAUGGACAAGUGUUUGUUUCAUGUAACCCUCUUGGACCUGAAAUCAAAUCCAGGGUGGUGAUAUUCGGAAAGUAUUCGGACCCCUUGACUUUUUCCACAUUUUAUUAGGUUUAAGCCUUAUUCUAAAAUUUGAUUAAUUUUUUUUUUCUUCUCCCCCCUCAUCAAUCUACACACAAUACCCCAUAAUGACAAAGCAAAAACUGUUUUUUAUAAAUGUUUGACGCUUGGCAUUCAGGCCAAAGAGUUCAGUCUUGGUUUCAUCAGACCAGAGAAUCUUGUUUCUCAUGGUCUGAGAGUCCUUUAGGUGCCUUUUGCCAAGCUCCAAGCGGGCUGUCAUGUGCCUUUUACUGAGGAGUGGCUUCUGUCUGGCCGCUCCACCAGAAAGGCUGAAGAGAUGGUUGUCCUUCUGGAAGGUUCUUCCAUCUCCACAGACAAACCCUAGAGCUCUGUCAGAGUGACCAAGGCCCUUCUCCCUGACCAAGGCCCUUCUCCCUGACCAAGGCCCUUCUCCCUGACCAUGGCCCUUCUCCCUGACCAAGGCCCUUCUCCCUGACCAAGGCCCUUCUCCCUGACCAAGGCCCUUCUUCCUGACCAAGGCCCUUCUCCCCAUAUUGCUCAGUUUGGCCGGGCGGCCAGCUCUAGGAAGAGUCUUGGUGGUUCCAAACCUCUUCCAUUUAUGAAUGAUGGAGGCCACUGUGUUCUUGUGGAUCUUCAAUACUGCAGAAAUGUUUUGGUACUCUUCCCCAGAUCUGUGCCACGACACAAUCCUCUCUCGGAGUGCUACGGACAAUUCCUUCGACCUCAUGGGUUGGUUUUUGCUCUGACAUGCACUGUCAACUGUGUGACCUUAUAUAGACAGGUGUGUGCCUUUCCAAACCAUGUCCAAUCAUUUGGAUUUACCACAGGUGGACUCCAAUCAAGUUGUAGAAACAUCUCAAGUAUGAUAAAUGGAAACAGGAUGUACCUGAGCUCAAUUUCGAGUCUCAUAGCAAAGGAUCUGAAUACUUAUGUAAAUAAGGUAUUUCUGUUUUUUAUUUUUAAUAAAUGAGCAAACAUUUAUAAAAACCUGUUUUCGCUUUGUCAUUAUGGCGUGUUGUGUGUAGAUUGCUGAGGAAAUUGAUUUAUUUAAUUCAUUUUAGAAUAAGGCUGUAAUGUAACAAAAUGUGGAAAAAGUCAAGGGGUCUGAAUAAUGGCAUAUUAUUAUUAUUAUUACUUUCCGAAGGCACUGUCUUUCUCUCAAUGUCCAUGUAUUUCUGAUCACACAAGUUCAAUUGGCUUUCAUGUUCCUGUCUGGUUCCAGAGACAACAUGGGAGAGACCUUCCAGGGUACCUGGGACACUCAACACCCACUACAGGGAAAAAAGAGAAGCACGACCGAAAGGGAAAGAGAGCCUCUCUCGAGAGAGAGAGCUCUAGAGCGAGAGCAGCGCGAGCGAGCGAGCGAGAGAAGAGAGAGAAGAGAGAGAGAGAGAGAGAGAGAAGAGGAGCGCAAGGAGAGAGAGAGAGAGAGAGAAGAGAGAGAGAGAGAGCGAGAGAGAGAGCGGAGAAGAGAGAGAGAACAAACGAGAGAGAAGAGAGAAGAAGAUAGAGAGGGGCAGAGAAGAACCCAACAAAGAGAGCGAUAGAGAGAUAGAGAGAGAAGAGAGAGAUGAGAAAAAGAGAGAGGAGAGAAGAGAGAGAGAGCGAGACAAGCGUAGAGAGGACAGAGUAGGCGAGCGCAACAAUAAGAGAGGAGAGGAGCAAGAGAGGCGCGACCAACUAUAUCUAUCUAUCUUUCUCUCUCUCUCUUCUAGUAUCACCUAGCUCGAGCGCUCUCUCUAUCUAGUUCGUAGCGCUCUACUCUCUCUAGGCUGAAGAGAUGCGAUCUAUCUUCCUCGCUAUAGCUCUCUCAUAUUCCUCUCUCUCUCUCUCUCUCUCCUCUCCCUCUCGUUAUCGAACGUUUUUCCUUCGCCAGUGUCCUGAGGGUUGUGUAUAGGCCAACCGCUGUGUGGCAGCAUGCAUAGAAUUCCACAGAGGCCUCUGACCAUACACACACACACACGCACACACACACUUCCUGUGGCUAAUUUUAUCUGCGAUCUGGAGUCGUCUGGGUGUACAAUACUCUGCUUUUGGGCUCUCCAAUUUAAUCCAAUCCAAUGACACGUUGAUUUGCUCAGGAUCAUCAGCCAAUGGAGUCUAGUUUCACUAAACACAACAGGGUACCUCAUCUGGACUGCAUAAUCAUUCUCUCCAACACACACACUGACAUGCAGUCCACACACACACAAUGCAAAUAAACACAUGCAAAAAAAUGAUAAAAAAAACAGCAAAACCACACAGGCAGAGCAACCUGCCUAAUAAUAGCUCAUUUCCUGGCUGUGUACCAGAGGACACUCCAGGCUGUCUGGGCUCGGUGCUGUGUUGGUGAGGUGCUAGGUCUCUGGUUUCCAGGAACCACCCUGCUAAAGACAUUUAACAAACAAAAGAUCAAAGUGGCCAUUCUCUGAUAGCUUGGUUUGAGUCAUAAAGAGAAUUUACCCCCGGCUCAGUUAUACAGAGGAGAUUCAAACACACUAUUCCUCUUCUCUCCCUCUCUCUCUCUCUUCUCUCUAUCUCUCUCUCUCUCUCUCUCUUCUAUCUCCUCUCUCUCUUCUCUCUUCUAUCUCUCUCUCUCUCUCUCUCUCUCUAUUUCUCCCAAGCAGUGAAUGGGUUUAACGACAAGUGGCAGGUCCGUUGCAUCAAGAAGACCAUCACACACAUUCAGUCAGUCCAGUUGGUCAAAAACAGCCUAGCUUAGAACCACAGGUAAGACCGGCGCCCGAAGCAAUCAAAUAAGGAGAAAGAAGAAUCCCUAGAAAUCCUGCUGAUCUCCUCUUCUCUCUCUCUCCUCAUUAUCAUAAGCAUCUCUUCUUCCUCCACCUCCUCCUCUUCUCCUUCAUAAUCCGCUACUCCUCAUCUAUUACUCCGAUACUCAUACUCUCUCCAUACUCCUGCCCUAUACCUCCUCUUCUUAGCGCCUCCUCAGAGCUUAACAGCAUCCUCUCGUGGAUCGUUUAGGGGCCUUAACAACCUGAAACCUCAUGAAAUAUUGUAUUCUCUUAACCAGUAUUAGAUUACCCAUUUCUACUAUAUGUUAUUUUCAUAUUACUUAAACCAGCCACCACCAUGGAAGGCAGGCAACGAAAGCAUCAUUUUGCACAGUAGAAGAAGAACAUUGAGCUGACAAAUUCCUUUGCUUGUGUCCUUUAAUCAAACAGUUUUAUACAGAAGCUAUGCCAAUGCAUCCAGGUACAGUAAUAGAUGCAGAGUAGACAGUGCACACAUACGCAUGCAAACACCCCCCCACACAAUCACACACACACACACACACACACAAAAACACCACCAUAUCACAAAUCACCACACACAAACCACACUACCCAGGCGGCUCUCCUGUCUAAGAAAAAAAUCCUUUUUUUUUGUUUUCUAUGUUGUCGUUAGGAGGAGGGUGAGCGGGGUGGUGCAUAACCUACUGAAAGAAACCUUAACCCAUCCCUUCCUCUCAUUCCCUACUUUUCUCCAGCCCUGCCUACACCGCCGGCAGCAAGGAGCGAAGAAAGCAUGAGACCAGUGCGCCGAAGAUCAGUCUCUCCUAAUCUACCUGACAGUUCAGUCCCGAAGGAUAGUACUGCAAAUAAGGAGCGAAAGAAAGAAGGAAGUGCAUAAAGCACUCACGUCAGCUCCUUCCUCCUUCCCUGACUGCUCUCCUUCCCAUCUCUCUCACGUUGCCCUACUGGUCCCUCCUCCCGCCGGUCCAGUCUGCUCUCACUUCCAUCAUUCCUCAUUCCCAUCCUUCUCUACUUCCCGCCUUCUCUCCAGCCCUCCUUCUUCUACAGCCUCCUACUUAAGGUCAGCCCUCAUCCUAUCCGUCUCUCCCUCUCCUCCCCUCAUCUCCCAGCCCUGGGUUCUGUAGUCUGUAGUCAUGGUAUGGAUAGAGUGUUUCUCUCUUUCAUUCUUUCUCGUCUCUCCAUCUCUGUUUCUGGUCUCUACCUUUUUUAUCUACCCUGAGACACCCCGCAGCGCAGGGAGAGCAGACCGCGAACCCAUGCAGCGCAGGGAAAGAGAUAGCGAGUCCCCGGAAGGCGCAGGGAAAGCGACCGCGACCCCAGCAGCGCAGGGAAAGCGACCCACCCACGCAGCCCAGGGAAAGCGACCCCCGCAGCGCAGGAAAGCAAACCGCGACCCCGCAGCGCAGGGAAAAGCGAAGCCACCCCCAACGCAGGGAAAGGGCCCCCCACGCAGGAAAGCGACCGCGACCCCCGCAGGGAAGGGAAAGCGACCCACACCCCCAGCCGGGGAAACGACACCACCCCCCAUCUCGGGGAAAAGAACAGCGACCCCCCACCAGGGAAUCACCCCCACCAAAAGCGACCCACCCCCCACGAGGAAAUCACCGGACCCCAACCAGUGA
Molecule: messenger RNA, 18032 nt
Organism: Coregonus sp. 'balchen'
Lineage: Eukaryota; Metazoa; Chordata; Actinopteri; Salmoniformes; Salmonidae
Source: the annotation of a GenBank genome assembly